AUGAGUCUUCCUCCGAAUCACAGAGACUCGCAGCCCGGGCUCGAGCUCGCGCCUUCUUCCGACCCGGAGGUCCUCUACCGCCCGAGUGACCCGUAUCCCAUAGCCGUGCCCGGCCAGGCGCCUGUACCAUAUCCAAACGAGGGAAGUCUAUAUACCGCAGAUGGAUCAUACGGCUCGCCGCCAAGUUCCUACGGAUACACGAACGGGGAGAAGGUGCUUCCACCAUAUCCGUCGGCUCUCGAAUCCGGAGUUGGAGCAGAAGCAGGAGCGGCGGCGGGGCCUGGGUCGAGAAAGAAGUUGUGGAUUAUGAUUGGGGUUUUAGCAGCGGUGGCCGUGAUCAUAGGCGCGGUCGUCGGUGGUGUGGUGGGAAGUAAAUCAUCAGCGAAUGGGGCAAAAGCGGCGGAAAGCUCGGGCUCGACAUCUUCGCCGAACAGCAGCAAUGGCAACGGCAAUAGCACGGGCGCUAGCGUAAACACGACAUCCGUGCGACCUUUGACGAGGCUUUCGGUGACGGGCCGACGGUUAGCAGGGGAUGGCUUCACGUCGCGGCUUUUCUGGCAGGGGGGCGACAACCAUAUCCGGACGUCGAAGUACACGAGCACGGGAGGACAGUGGUCGCGUCCGUUAGUUUUCAGCGGUCUCGAUGCGAAACCAGGCACACCGAUCCCCGCAACCAUAUACCUACUCUUCCCGCAAUUCGAGGUGUAUUAUCUAGACUCGAAGAACACGUUCCGAGGCAUAAAUUUCGGCGAGGACGAGACGGCGCCGAAGACCGACAGUAUCGAGACGGAUCGCGCGGCUUUUACUAUAGAUGAUGGCACGCAGAUGUCCGCGUAUUGGCCGUAUAUCAUUUACCAGAACCCGAACUCGACGUUCCAUCGCCAGGUCUUUGAUUCUAGGGGUAUGGGAUAUUUCAACGAUACCAUGCAAGGGUGGUUCGACACUGAUGUGGUCCCGCUCGGUGACAACAGGACUGGUAUUGCAGUAGUGCCCACAGUGAAGGCAUAUAAAGGACCGUACGCUGCGGGCAUCGCGUAUCGAGACCAGGAUGGCCGUCUAUCCGUAUUUUCAUUUGGUGGUGACGAUACGGGGAUCUCCUGGGAUACUGGAAGCCCCAACAUCCCAAUCCCAGCAAGGACUUCCAUCGCCGCGAUCGCAGUCGGGCGCCCUAACAGCAAUUCAACAAACACGUGGAUUUUAUACCAAGACGCGAACAACAAGAUCCAAUGCGUCUACCAAGAUGAUGCGAACGGGUGGAAGGGGCCUCAGGAGGUAGGCGAUGCGGACGCGGGCACGGACAUCGCGUGUCUGACAGAAACAGUACUCGAUGAGCCAGAACAGGUGCUAUUAUCGGAGCAAACGGAUAUGAGGCGGUGUUAUUACCAAUACAACGGCGCGAUUCAGGAGAAGCGUUUAACUUCUUCCACCUGGAUAGAUGGAGAUACAAUUCCGACGCAAUAA
Molecule: messenger RNA, 1461 nt
Organism: Annulohypoxylon maeteangense
Lineage: Eukaryota; Fungi; Ascomycota; Sordariomycetes; Xylariales; Hypoxylaceae
Exons: 2
Coding region: 1-1461 (486 amino acids)
Source: RefSeq, a predicted model, not a curated record